AUGUAUACCUCUAUUAUCUUUUAUGCUCUCAUCGCCCUUAAUGGCGUCAUGGCAUCUCCGGCCCAAGGCCCCGAGGUUGAACCUCGAGCAAUUGAGCCUCGCAUUCCUUCUCUGGGGGAUAUCCCGUUCCCGAAAUUCCCAGCUCGCAACCCCAACAGCAACAAAAUGGGUGGUGGCAACAACAACAACUGCCCCUCGAGCUCGGGUACGAGCACUCAGUCGAACGCCUGCUCUUCAGGCAGCCCAUACUGCUGCAGCAGCGAUGGGAACGGCGGACACGUUUGUUCGAACACCACCGCAUGCGAUACAACAAUUAUCUGCUGCAACAAUAAUAACGGCUUCCAAAUUUGCAUUGGCGAGCUCGAUUUCAACGCACCGAUCACCAUCAACAUCUAUGAAUGA
This is a messenger RNA of Trichoderma virens Gv29-8, 402 nucleotides long. Its product is annotated as hydrophobin. The coding region runs from base 1 to 402 and encodes 133 amino acids. NCBI's taxonomy places the organism in Eukaryota, Fungi, Ascomycota, Sordariomycetes, Hypocreales, Hypocreaceae. The record is from RefSeq and is a predicted model, not a curated record. The transcript is spliced from 4 exons.